AGAGAGAGAGAGAGAGAGAAAAGAGGAAAAUGCGAAUGGAUAUAAAUUGAUGCUCUCCUCAAUCAACGAGGUCCUGCCACAUGGCACCGACCUGGCAGUGCGACAGCGCAUCUUGCAACUGCAAGACGGGACGAAGGCGGUCAUCCAUCUUCAUUCCUUCAUCACCUCACAAGCUUACAGACACACCCAUACACAGAAAGGGUGAGAGAGAUUUCCAAUUCAUCCCUGUGUUUCAUUGGCACAAGAGCUUCAAACCCUUCCAUGAUAUAAAUUAAGAAUCAAAAUUUUCCAUCUCUUUUCAAGUUUUUGGUUGGAUUUCUGUAUAUCUGAAUCGCCAGCGAGUAAUAUCUCUCUCGACUCUGUAUUUUUGUGCUCUUUAUUUGUAAGAAUCAUCAGCUAGACCGGAGACAAGAGUGAGAGUGAGAGGCAGAGAAGGCGUUUUUGGCUGAUAAGAUUCACUGUUGGUCUUGUUUGGCAUCGAAUUCAGCGACUCUUUGUUGGCAUUGGAAUCGGUAUCUCAGUUUUUGAAAAUUUUAAUUGGAAGAGAGGGUUUUGAUGAUUACUCGGAGGAGUAACCAUGGCUCCUGAUGAUGGAAAAGCAAGUUCAUUCGUUUGGAGUUUCGUUUCUGGGGAAUAAACGGAUUGCCUCUUAUAGAUUCCCCAAUGGAGAACCUCUCGAUUUGGUUUCGAGAGCUUCGAUUACUUGGUUUUGGAUUUGGGUUGGGAUUUAUGAAGCUUGUUGGAUAUUGGUUGUGAAUUCUCCUCAUGUGUAAUAAAGGAAUUGGGCGCUUGGAACGAUCGUGUUUGCAGUCUGAUAACCUCUUUGAUCAGCAGCAGCAGCAGCAAUACCAGGCUGUGUACGGGAUGGAGACACCUGCCACAGCCCAAGCAACGCAGCAGUCGCCAGGUUCCAACGAGGAAAGCCCUCGUGUCAAGUUCCUGUGUAGCUUUGGAGGUAGCAUUUUGCCUAGACCUCAGGAUGGGAAGCUCAGAUAUAUUGGUGGAGAGACUAGGAUAGUGAGCUUGCCUAGGGAGAUUACUUAUGAGGAGUUGAUGGCUAGGAUGAGAGAGCUUUUUGAUGGGGCCGCUCUAUUGAAAUAUCAGCAGCCCGACGAAGAUCUUGAUGCUUUGGUUUCGGUUGUUAAUGAUGAUGAUGUGACGAACAUGAUGGAGGAAUAUGAUAAGUUGGGAGCUGGGGAUGGGUUUACCAGGCUCCGGAUGUUUCUUUUCUCACACCCUGAUCAAGAUGCUUCUUCACACUUCGAUACAGAUGAGAGGGAAACUGAAAGGAGGUAUGUGGAUGCAUUGAACAGCCUGAAUGAUGGACCUGAUUUCAGGAAGUCACAGCAACAACUGUCUGAAUCCCCUACAAUGGCUCCUGUAGUGGCUGAGCAAUACUUCAAUCCAAUCAGCCUUGAGGCUGGUCUCCAUAACCAGCGGAAUUGUGAGAUGCCCUUGCCACAGUUUAAUUUACAUCAUCUUACCAUUCCUCAUCUAGGAUCUGGUUCACAUCAACAAUCCCAUACUCAGAGGUACAAUGAAAUGGAGGCUCCUUGGAGCCCUGCAUACUAUUCUCCCAGACAUCACGGACAUCAUGAUCCUCGGCCUGUGCCAGAGUACCCAUCUUCGCCAUCUUCUGGCCGAUAUAGAAUGGCGUUUGGAGAGUUGCAUGAUAAGGGCUUCGAUAGGUUGUGUGAGGAAUAUGCCCGGCAACAAGUGAGUCAGCAGACCCAAUAUGAUCAUCAACCACAAUAUGUUGACAAUGUUGUAUGGCUUCCUCCUGCUAUUCCUAGUGAUAAGGUUGGUUUUCCUGCUAACUUGGCCCAUUCACACAAUGUUAUCGAAGGGAGCAAUAUCUGUGAGCACUGUCGAAUGGCUUUCCAAAGAAAUCAAACUUCAUCGGAUGCUGCUCGUUAUCCAGAUUCUCGCUGGAAGCAUGGUGUGCAACCACAUUUGGAGCAGCCAAGUACAGGGAAUGAAUUUCACCAAUUUUCUAAUCCAUGUGCUGACUGUGCUUCGGGUAGGGAUUACACUUUGAAUGUGGAGCAAAAUGAAGCUCGAUCUUUCUAUAAUGAAGUUCACAGUCAUGAACGAAGUUGGGUCCUACACAACCAAUUAAACCAUCGGGCUGAGGAACCUAGAACACUUGCUUCUGGAGCUGGACGAAUCGGUGAUCACUACAUUGUAGAUGGUGCUGCAGGUGUGAAUUUUACUCUUCCACAUGGAAAUUGCUGUGAUGGUCAUCAUGUGUCUUCCAAUUGUAUCAAUCAUGAAGACCCACGAUAUCUAUCUGGACCUGAAAUGGGGAACGAAGGGUUUCAUGACCAAGCUAUUGGAGCUGGUCUUCACAUUCAUAUUCCUGCACCUGAAGACCAUGGAGUCCGUUAUGGGAACUUCCCUCCUGCUUAUGGAACAGAGAAUCUUUAUCAGAUGUCACCUGCACCUGCACCUGCACCUGCUUUAUGGAGGAAAGUGCAGAACCCACUGCAUGGUGCAUCAUCUUAUGAACCUCCGGCCUUGUUGCCUCAAGCUAAUGGUACGGUUAACUCGGGGUUCAUAAGGGGAACUCAAGAUGGUAGUUCUCAGUUUCGUAUUGCAGUGGAUAAUCCAAAUGCUUGGUCUGGGCCAUCUCAAAAAGUAUAUGCCUUUGAUGGUUCUCCACCAUCGGAAUAUCCCCAAGGCUAUCUUUCAAACUUUAAUGCACACACCCUUAGUCAUGAGAACCAGAAUGUUGCUCCAGAUCCUGUUCAAACUCAACCUGACAUGGUAAACCAUGCCAUUUCAAUGGAACCUAUGCAAAUGGUGUCUUCAUCCUCGGCUGUGAUUGAUAAUAAGGUGGGUGCUUCAUCUGCUUCAGGUUGCACUCCAGGGCCAAGAGAUAACAGUACUGUUGGAGUAGUGAUGGAAGAGAAAAAUAUUCUCAGAGAGGGUUCUGAACAAAUGCAUAGGGGAACUGCAGGGAACUCUGCUCUGACAACUAUUUUUUCAAAUGAAAAUCUAGAGCCUGAUGAGAAAAAUGGGGAGGAAGAUAUUGUUUCACGUGACAUUAGGCCUGCUGAAGAGCAUGGUGAUUCUGUGAAACAUGGUGAAACUGAUGUUCAUGCCGCAGUUGAGAAUGAAGAUCUUUCAGCUAGACGUUUGAGUUACUUACCUGAGUUGAUUGCUUCUGUAAAAAAGGCUGCCCUAGAGAGUGUUGAGGAGGUAGAAGCUAUAGUGCAAGGAAAUGCUGAUGGUGAUGUUACGCAUGAUCCAACAACAAUAGAAGAAGCUUUGCAUGAAUUAGAAUCUGCGAUCAACCAUGUGGAUUUGGAGCGUGAUUCUGAUAGUGACCAUCCAAAGAAUUCCAAGAUCGAGCCGACUAUGGCAGAGGAAGAAGCUUUGUCUAAAGGGUUGCAGACAAUUAAAAAUGAUGACCUGGAGGAAAUCCGAGAAUUGGGUUCUGGGACUUAUGGAGCUGUUUAUCAUGGAAAGUGGAAAGGCUCUGAUGUAGCGAUAAAAAGAAUAAAAGCGAGCUGCUUUGCUGGAAGACCUUCUGAGAGAGAACGCUUGAUUGCUGAUUUCUGGAAGGAGGCUUUGAUAUUGAGUUCAUUGCAUCAUCCGAAUGUUGUAUCUUUCUAUGGUAUAGUUCGUGAUGGUCCUGAUGGAUCUCUGGCAACUGUGACGGAAUUCAUGGUUAAUGGAUCUUUGAAGCAAUUUCUGCAAAAGAAAGACAGGACGAUCGAUCGUCGUAAGAGACUCAUCUUAGCUAUGGAUGCUGCAUUUGGAAUGGAGUAUUUGCAUGGAAAGAAUAUUGUUCAUUUUGAUUUGAAAUGUGAAAAUCUGCUUGUAAAUAUGAGAGAUCCCCAAAGACCCGUGUGCAAGAUUGGUGAUUUGGGAUUAUCGAAAGUAAGACAACACACCUUAGUGUCAGGAGGCGUCCGGGGAACUUUACCAUGGAUGGCACCUGAACUCCUUAGUGGAAAAAGUAACAUGGUAACAGAAAAAAUUGAUGUCUACUCAUUUGGGAUUAUCAUGUGGGAAUUGCUUACUGGCGAGGAACCUUAUGCCAAUAUGCAUUGUGCUUCUAUUAUAGGGGGAAUUGUGAACAACACGUUACGGCCACAAGUUCCAACAUGGUGUGAUCCUGAAUGGAAGUCUUUGAUGGAAAGUAGUUGGGCAUCUGAUCCAGCAGAGAGACCAUCCUUUUCAGAAAUUUCUCAGAGGCUGAGGAAAAUGUCUGCAGCAGUCAAUGUGAAAUGAUGCAUUUUAUUUUCUUGCUGUAAAUAUCACCUUAUUGUUUAGAAAAGGAAAAAAAUUAUAGAUCAUGCAGUUCAAGGUAACACUCUUUUGAGAGGACAAUGACGAAUAACGCAUCAUCGUCAUGCCUUAGUUAGCCUUAGAGAACCUUCAUAGUACUGCUACACUUGGUUAUUUCUUAAUAGAGGGAAAUUAUAUGUGCUCUAUAUUGGAAUCUAUAAGGCUACACUAUGCAUCAACGAGAGCUAUGAAUGCUUGAUCAGAAUGGUCUCAUUAUUUUGGUUGUGCUUAUGGCAGAGUUGUAUAGAUCUUCAGAUGUAGGUGAUUUUUAUUUCCAGCCUCACGAGUUGGAACAGAGCUGUUGUAAAUAAGUUGUGGUAAUUAAUAUGUUCUAAGCUCCAUAUCAAAAGGAAAAAUCAAGAGGAAAACUGAUGCGUCGAGAUAUGCUAAGCGUUUUGGAUGGAAACUUGGAACGCAAAAUUUUGUUAUUUCAUUAUUUUUUUUUCUUCCUUAUUGGUCUCA
Telopea speciosissima is the source of this 4758-nucleotide messenger RNA. RefSeq lists its product as uncharacterized. NCBI's taxonomy places the organism in Eukaryota, Viridiplantae, Streptophyta, Magnoliopsida, Proteales, Proteaceae. Gene Ontology annotation, cellular component: cytoplasm. The transcript has 10 exons. The record is from RefSeq and is a predicted model, not a curated record. Gene Ontology annotation, biological process: signal transduction; protein phosphorylation. Gene Ontology annotation, molecular function: protein kinase activity; protein binding; ATP binding. Bases 766 to 4239 code for a protein of 1157 amino acids.